Lampris incognitus (smalleye Pacific opah) is the source of this 1634-nucleotide messenger RNA. RefSeq names its product cytochrome b-245 light chain (gene cyba). The record is from RefSeq and is a predicted model, not a curated record. Gene Ontology annotation, molecular function: heme binding. Lineage: Eukaryota; Metazoa; Chordata; Actinopteri; Lampriformes; Lampridae. Bases 89 to 652 code for a protein of 187 amino acids. Gene Ontology annotation, cellular component: NADPH oxidase complex. The transcript has 6 exons. Gene Ontology annotation, biological process: superoxide anion generation.
CGGUGGAGAGGUACGGUGGCCAUUUCAGGACAUCGCACAUAUUAAAUUCGGUUAACAGAGGUUUGAAGCCCUGACUGAAGCAGACACUAUGGGGAAAAUCGAGUGGGCAAUGUGGGCUAACGAACAAGCCCUUGCAGCUGGUCUCAUUCUCCUUACUGGCGGUAUCGUGGGGGUGGCUGGACAGUUCAGGGGCUGGCAAUUUGCUGCUUAUGGGGUAGCUGCAGGGGUGUUUGUGUGUCUGCUGGAGUACCCAAGAGGUAAAAGAAACAAGGGCAAGAGUGAGGAGAGAACGGGCCAAUACUGCUUCACUAUCUGUGUCAAAUCCUUUGGACCAUUAACCAGGAACUACUAUGUCAGAGCAUUUCUACAUGCAGCAAUCUGUGUUCCUGGGGGUUUUAUGCUUGCUACUGUCCUCGGGUGUGUCUGCCUGGGUAUUGCAAGCCUCAUCUACCUCGGGGCUGCAAUUCGAGGUGAACAAUGGGAACCCAUUCUACCAAUGAAGGAGAUCCGAAAGCCAGUUGGAGAAAGUAUCAAAAACCCUCCUCAAAACCCCCCUCCAAGACCCCCUGCAGAGAUACGCAGGAAAAGGGCAGAGGACCUAGAGGGAGCUGCCUACAUCAACCCCAUUGCUGUUACCGCCAACGAGUAUUAAAUUAAAUCCUCCGCAUCUUUCCACCAGCCGCACUUGAAUUAAGAAUACAUUUAAUUCUUGUGUGCCAGUCUGUUCUCCAUUAGACGCUGUGAUUUGAUACCAUAUUUAUUGAUGUUUUCUGAAAGUUAACUUAAGUGCCAGGAUGACAUGCUGAGACCAGACCUUCAUGUGCAAACUGUUGUUGAGAAAUUCAAUUCAAAAAGAGGAGUACUGGCAGGAGCUGAAGUUAAACUGACAGAUACAAAAAGAAGAUGGGUGUAUUUAAUUAUGUUAGGUUGUUGAGAUAAUCUGACGUAAUGGGAACAAAUCAAAUGCAAUGUUUUAUUUGUAGGCGGGGAAAGUUUUUCAUAGUGUUUCUCAGCUGCACGUGAUGAUCUGAAGUUUGGCUUCAAAUCUGGCAGCCAUGAUGGGACAGGAAGUUGGAUCUGCUGUUAAAUAAGCUGUUACCUCUGGUUCUGACUUUCAUGUAGCAACUUAAAAUUCAUGUUGUAGUUGUUGGUGGCAAUGGCAAGCAUUUUAACGUACUGGUGUCUUUGAGCAAUGGCGGUUUAAGUAAGGGCAACAGUUUUAACUUAAGAUGGAGGUGUCUGUAAGAUUUUGCGAUGCAAAGUUGUUGGCACUUUUAAUGAACCCUUUGUUCAAUACACUGGGAAUUUUCCUACCCCAUUCCCCCGAGCAGCAGGGGCCAUUUUUGAAUUUCACUGGAAAAGGCAUGAAUCCUAUGUUGUCUGUAUUUAACCAAACUAGAAUUCAUGUUGAUAAUACAAUGUUAGCAACUAUUAAAUUACUUUUACAAUGUAAAACCUUUGAAAUAAUGUGCUCUGUUACCCUGGUCGUUGAACUGUGCAAUUUUUUUUGGUCUUUAUGUCAAUACUGAUAAUGUUUACCAUUCAAAAAACAAUUAUAGAGCAUUUAGCCUUCAUAACUCAUUGCUUUUUAUUGUUUCACUCUACUGUAAAUAAAUCCUCUGUGUUCUCCAAAA